UCAGUAAGUUACUGGUUCACUACAGCAGUCAUAGUGCUUAAACGAAACACUCUCUUCCUGGUAGCAGUUUAGUGACACAUGACAGCUCUCUCUUGAUAAUCCACUGAACGCAAAACCUCUAAACUGCAGUAAGGACAAAACUGACAGUUAUUCCUGUCAGAAAAAGGAGUAAUCUUCGAACGUUGAAACUUUAAGUGCCAGUUUGUAACUUUCUGCGGAAACCACUGCUUCUUACCGCGAUCGAAAGUUAGGCGGUUGCAACUGCAAGCAAGAUGAAACACACGAUGAGGACGCUUUCGAUAGUCAGGUGAUUCGAGACUUUAUAAUUAUAUUCAAGGUUUGCCUCAGCCCUUACGAAAAUGAGGUUACGAUUCGUCAAAAAGAACUUGCUCAUUCUCCUGGGUGUUAGCUUUAUUAUCGCCACUAUCAUGUUCACAACACGUGUAUUAAUUUCGGAAGAAAAUGCUAAUGUUGUCAAUCAGGAAAAUAUGUUGUCUGACGAGAUGACAUUUCAGUACGGUUCUCUACCUGAGUUGAAAAAGUCCGUUUACAAUGCUAAUUACAAGCAAACCGUUCUGAAUGCGAACAAGUAUCCCGCAGAGCCUAAACUGGUCCUUGUUAUUCAGGUUCACAACAGACCAGACUACCUGAAAAUACUAAUUGAAUCAUUGGAAAAUGCAGCUGAAGUCCAAAACCUUCUGCUGAUUUUCAGCCAUGACUAUUUUUCAGAGGAAAUCAAUAAAAUGGUGCAAGGAAUAUCUUUUUGCAGGGUCUUGCAGAUAUACUUCCCCUACAGCACCCAGCUCUAUCCCAAUGAGUUUCCAGGACAGGAUCCUCAGGACUGUCCACGAGACAUUUCCAAGGACGGUGCUUUAAAAACAGGAUGCCUCAAUGCUGAGCAUCCAGAUUCAUACGGCCACUAUAGGGAAGCCUCCAUUACACAGACCAAACACCACUGGUGGUGGAAACUUCACUUUGUGUGGGAGCGAGUGCAGGGCCUGCAAGGAUACAGUGGCUUUGUUGUUUUCCUUGAGGAAGACAACUACAUCAUGCCCGACUUCUACCACAUGUACAUGUCAAUGGUUGGGUACAGGAAGAGCAGCUGUCCUGAUUGUGAUGUGCUGGCAUUAGGAAACCAUAACGGCCUGGCAGACUUCGCUAAGCUCAGCGACAAGUUGCAGACUACCGGGUGGAUGUCGACCAAGCACAACAUUGGCAUGGGCAUCUCCAGGGAGGUAUACUACAAGUUGAUGGGGUGCAACAAUGACUUCUGCACCUAUGAUGACUACAACUGGGACUGGACCCUCCAGCACCUGUCAGGGAUUUGCCUGUCAAAACCAGUCAAAGUGCUGGUGGCCCAGGGGUCCAGGGUUCUUCACACUGGCAACUGUGGGCUACACCAGAACAAGGAAGCAUGUCGGCCUGAGCUGGCCCUGCAGAAAGCCCAGGAGUCCCUACAGCUUGCCAAGGACUACCUCUUCCCUCCGUCCUUGGUCCUAACUAGCUCUGAGUCAGUGGAACACAAGCCUCACAUGAAAAAUGGAGGCUGGGGUGAUAUCCGUGACCACGUCCUUUGUAAAAACUAUGCCAAACGUCUAUGAAUGACAGGGCAUUUUUGAUGUACUGAGGGUUGAGGGAAUAACCGCCAUUUAAACUUUCAGGGUUCCAAAAGCUGCAGUGUGUUAUAUUACAUGUGUUUUUAAGAGAUUGGAUAAGGGUUAGUGGAAAUAUGAUUUGGGAAUGUUAAAAUAUAUGCAGCAAUUUGAUUCAUGCCUUGUUGUUGUUGCUGUUAUUUCCUAAACUAUUGCCAAAUAUAUAUAUAUAUACACACACAACAGGAUAUGCAAGCUGAUUCUUUUUGCUUCUCUGUUUAUGUAAAGAGGUUUGCCUUGUACUUUGUAAAGAAUGACCAAAAUGUUUGUUUGAUCAAAGUAAAUCAUUACUAUGUUCAUCAUGAAACCUGCCAGCAGAUAAUUAUUCUGGUACGCAGAAAUGACUGCAUAUUUAAAACAAAACCGCUCUGAAGUUAUGUAUCAUGGGCAUCUAGUACAUCUUAGAUCAUUGCCAGUGGCAUACAUUCUUCAUGCCUAAUUUCCUAAAUUGUUAAUGCCUAAACAGCAUGAGUCUAUUACCCAUUCAAACAAAUCUAUGUAAAAUCAGAAAUAUAAAAUGCCAAUUUUAAGUUUUAUUUUGAACAAUGAGGUGCAUAUGGUAGAAAUAGAAAAACAACAGCAACAGGUUGUUUCAUAGGAUUAACUGGGAAAACAUUGUAUAUUAUGGUUUUGUACAGUACUAAAAUGUACUGACAAGGAGGGUCAAAAUACAGUGAAUUAUUAGUACUGCUUUAUGCCUGUGUGUUUUUAAUUUUAAGGGUUGGUUAUUGUUUCCAUUAGAACCUUACAAACAUGACCUGUUUUUGCUUUAGCAAAUAUUUCCCCGUCUCUAUUCCUGUGAAUUUGACAAUGUGUCUGUUUAAAAAAAACAUGGUUCACUUCCUUGUGCCUGUCAUUAAUGCUACAUUCGUAACCAUGUGGGAGGUGGUCCAUUACCAGUUGUAAAUACCAGUCGAAUGUAUUCACAUGCUUUGAACUCAUUGAGAAACAGAUUGGCUAAUAGAUGGAAAAACUCUGAACCAUCAACAUAUACAUCACUUUUGUAUGGUUGUCUACAGCAUAACAAUUGUUUAUAGAAAGGAUCAUAUAGCAUUUAGUCUCUUUUUUAUGAAAAACCACCAACUAUAUAAAAAGUCCCUUUUUCCAUAUUCCCACACAUCCCAACUAGAGAAAAUACAGAAAAUGUCUGUCUGUCUCUAGUGAUUCAUCGUUUGCUGGUACAGUGUCAGUGUAUAACCUAAUCUUCCUUAUUUAAAAAAAAAAAAAUAAAAUUUAUACAGUCAUUGCUUCAAGAGAGAAACACCACCAUGGUAUCCAAUCGUUUUCCACUAUGUUUUCAGAAUAAUACUGUUCAUUAACAGCGUCGGAUCGUGGCUGCUACAGUCAGGUUGGGUGCCGCUACCAGGGACUAUGCUAAUAGAUGGAUGACCCAACAAAAUUAAGGAACACUGUGUCAUUGCCUAUUAAUAAAGACAAGGUUUUUGACCUCAAUUUAA
Messenger RNA from Esox lucius (northern pike), 3109 nucleotides. Its product is annotated as alpha-1,6-mannosyl-glycoprotein 2-beta-N-acetylglucosaminyltransferase. Gene Ontology annotation, cellular component: Golgi membrane; Golgi stack. Bases 360 to 1601 code for a protein of 413 amino acids. Gene Ontology annotation, biological process: protein N-linked glycosylation; oligosaccharide biosynthetic process. The record is from RefSeq and is a predicted model, not a curated record. NCBI's taxonomy places the organism in Eukaryota, Metazoa, Chordata, Actinopteri, Esociformes, Esocidae. The transcript is spliced from 2 exons. Gene Ontology annotation, molecular function: alpha-1,6-mannosylglycoprotein 2-beta-N-acetylglucosaminyltransferase activity.